GGCGUCACGGCGGCUGUGAGAUGUGAAAAUGUGUAACAGGAAUCGAGGUAUGUUAUUAGGUUUUCUGUUCCUGGAGGCUGCGACAUAACAGCGAAGCACAGGUGCCUUUAAUUAAAUCCCAUCAAGACGAGACCAUAGUGGAUUUUACGCGUUGCUACUUUCCGGCAUGAAUGAUGAUGAUGCCAUUCACAGGUUGGAGGGCUGUGACCCUGGCAGUCAGAUUGGGGGAUUGAUAAUAAAAAAGAAGAGUGCCACUGUUGAUCAGCAUAUCUUCCGUGCCCCAGCACCAAAGACCUCACUACUGGGGCUUGAUAAAUUGGCUGCCCAGAAGAGAAAAGAGCGGGAAGAGAAAGAAGAAAAAGAAGAAAAGGAGGAAAAGAAGAAAUCCAAGGUGUCAUCAUACAAGGAUUGGGAAGAGGGAAAGGAAGACUUUGCCCCUGUUGAUGACAGUGAUAGCAAAGCUGGCAAAGCUGGUAAAAAGGAGAGAUACUAUCGUACUUCUGGUGCGGAGACACCCUCACACACAGGUGGGGUUAGUGAAGAAUUCAAGGAAAAGCAUCGACAAAGAGAACGGGAUCGCCGAGAACAUGGAGUUUAUGCGUCUUCAAAAGGCAAUGAUAAGGAAAAGAAAAGGGAUCGAAGUAGAGACCAUGAUCGUGAAUCAAGGAGGGACAGAGAUGAUCGAGAAUGGAGCAGGUCCAAUUCUUCUAGACUAAAGGACAAAGAUAGGUCAGAGCGAAGUGAGAGAGGCUAUAGAGACAGCUGCUCUGAUCGAAGCAGAAGCAACAGAAAGGAUGAACCAGGCACGCCCAGGCACAGAUUGAAAGAUGCUCUUACUCCUUCCCGAUCUAGCUGGGAUGAUGAUGACAGUGGGAAUGGAAGUUAUUCCCAUCGAUCUCAGUGGGAAUCUCCAUCUCCUACUCCCUCACAAAGGGAUUUGGAUAAAAGUGAAAGAAGUUAUCGAAGUUCAGGUCGGGACACAGAUAGGCGUGAUAAGGAAAGAUCUAGAAGGAUCCAUUAUGAAGAGGAUACACCUUUACUGACACCAUCAUAUAAAUUCAAUGAAUGGGCUGAUGACAGAAGGCAUCUGGGAGCAACACCUCGACUUUCUAAAGGCAAAGGUAGAAGAGAAGAAGGUAAAGAUGGCAUUUAUUUUGAGAAUGAAGAUGAGCAAAGGCAGUGGGAAGAAGAUCAAAGGCAAGCAGAUAGAGAUUGGUACAUGAUGGAUGAAGGACAUGAUGACUUCCAUAAUCCUCUGGCAUACACUUCAGAAGAAUAUGUGAGGAAACGGGAACAAUUACUGCAAAAACAGACUCAGAAGAGAAUUUCUGCUCAGAGAAGACAAAUUAAUGAGGAUAAUGAGCGAUGGGAAACAAAUAGAAUGUUAACCAGUGGUGUGGUUCAGCGUCUAGAAGUGGAUGAAGAUUUUGAAGAGGACAAUGCAACUAGAGUUCAUUUAUUGGUGCACAAUUUAGUGCCACCCUUCUUGGAUGGACGGAUUGUCUUCACCAAGCAGCCUGAGCCAGUGAUUCCAGUAAAAGAUGCUACAUCCGAUAUGGCAAUAAUCUCUCGAAAAGGAAGCCAGCUAGUGCGUAGACACCGUGAGCAGAAGGAGCGCAAAAAGGCUCAGCAUAAACAUUGGGAGCUUGCUGGAACUAAGCUGGGAGACAUUAUGGGCAUAAAACAAGUGGACGAGAAAGAUAAAGAUGUAGAAGAAGAUGGGAAUGUGGAUUACAGAGUUGAUCAAAAAUUUGCCGACCACAUGAAAGACAAGAAUGUUGCAAACAGUGAAUUUGCAAAAAAGAAAUCGAUUCUUGAACAGAGACAGUAUCUACCGAUAUUUGCUGUCAGGGAGCAGUUGCUAAAUAUAAUACGUGAUAAUAAUGUGGUCAUUGUUGUUGGAGAAACUGGUAGUGGAAAGACCACUCAGCUAACACAGUAUCUUAGUGAAGAUGGGUAUUCAAACUAUGGUAUGAUUGGAUGUACUCAGCCCAGACGUGUGGCGGCUAUGUCUGUGGCAAAACGUGUUAGUGAGGAAAUGAAUGUGAACCUUGGAGAAGAGGUGGGUUAUGCUAUUCGAUUUGAAGAUUGUACUUCUGAAAAAACUGUCAUUAAAUAUAUGACAGAUGGUAUUCUACUUCGAGAAUCUCUGAGGGAAGCAGAUUUGGAUCAUUAUAGUGCUGUUAUCAUGGAUGAAGCCCAUGAGCGUUCUCUAAACACUGAUGUACUGUUUGGCUUACUUCGAGAGGUUGUAGCACGACGUGCUGAUCUAAAGCUAAUUGUUACCUCGGCAACUAUGGAUGCAGACAAAUUUGCAGUGUUUUUUGGGAAUGUUCCUGUGUUUCAUAUCCCGGGCCGGACAUUUCCAGUGGAUAUUUUCUUCAGUAAGACCCCCACAGAAGAUUAUGUGGAAGGAGGGGUUAAGCAGGCUCUUCAAAUUCAUCUGUCAAAUAUUCCAGGUGACAUACUGAUAUUUAUGCCAGGUCAAGAAGAUAUUGAGGUGACUUGUGAUCAGAUAGUUGAACGUCUGGAAGAACUAGAAAAUGCUCCCCAACUGGCAGUCUUACCAAUAUAUUCCCAGCUGCCUUCUGAUCUUCAGGCGAAGAUUUUUCAAAAGGCUCCAGAUGGAAUCCGCAAGUGUAUUGUGGCUACGAACAUUGCAGAGACGUCACUCACAGUGGAUGGCAUCAUGUUUGUUGUUGAUUCAGGAUACUGCAAAUUAAAAGUCUUUAACCCAAGAAUGGGUAUGGAUGCUCUUCAGAUUUAUCCAAUCAGUCAAGCCAAUGCCAAUCAGCGUGCAGGUCGAGCUGGGAGAACGGGUCCAGGCCAGUGUUUUCGGUUGUACACACAAAGUGCAUAUAAAAAUGAGAUGUUGACCACCACUGUACCUGAAAUUCAGCGAACAAAUUUGGCUAAUGUGGUCCUGUUGCUUAAGUCCCUUGGUGUUCAAGAUUUACUCCAGUUUCACUUCAUGGACCCGCCACCUGAAGAUAAUAUGUUGAAUUCUAUGUAUCAACUUUGGAUCCUAGGUGCUCUUGACAAUACAGGCAGCCUGACUCCAACUGGAAGGAUGAUGGUUGAAUUCCCACUUGAUCCUGCUCUCUCAAAGAUGUUGAUAGUGUCAUGUGACAUGAGCUGUAGUGCUGAUGUCCUUAUCAUUGUGUCAAUGCUUUCGGUGCCUGCCAUCUUUUAUCGACCAAAGGGCCGAGAAGAAGAGAGUGAUCAGAUGAGGGAGAAGUUUGCUGUGCCAGAAAGUGACCAUUUGACAUAUCUUAAUGUUUACCUGCAGUGGAAAAAUAACAAUUAUUCUACUAUUUGGUGUAAUGAACACUUUAUUCACGCCAAAGCCAUGAGGAAGGUUCGAGAAGUUCGAUCUCAGUUAAAGGAUAUAAUGGUGCAACAACGCAUGAAUAUUGUAAGCUGUGGUACUGACUGGGAUAUCAUCAGAAAAUGUAUCUGUGCAGCUUACUUUCAUCAGGCUGCAAAACUCAAGGGUAUAGGAGAGUAUGUGAAUGUGAGAACAGGCAUGCCGUGCCAUUUGCAUCCAACGAGUUCACUUUUUGGCAUGGGAUACACACCAGAUUAUAUUGUAUACCAUGAACUGGUGAUGACUUCAAAGGAGUACAUGCAGUGUGUUACUGCAGUGGAUGGAGAGUGGUUAGCUGAACUUGGGCCAAUGUUUUAUAGCGUUAAGCAAGCUGGUAAAACGCGACAGGAGAAUCGUCGACGUGCCAAAGAGGAAUUGUCGUCUAUGGAAGAGGAAAUGGCUGUGGCACAGGAACAGCUUCGGGCACGGAAGGAAGAACAGGAAAAAAAGAAUAGUCUGAACAGUGUGAGGUCAGUCAAGAUCUAUACACCUGGGCGGAGGGAGCCGGGAACACCACUGACGCCACGCCAUACACCAGCGCGCUUUGGACUUUGAUUGUUUUUUAAACUUUUGUAUAAAAACUGUCCAAAUAUUCAUAUCUUUAAAUUUAUAUUUGUAUAUUAUCCAUGGGAGAUAAAACUUACCAACAUUUUUCUAUUUCUUUAGCAAAACAAAUUUUGAUGUGUGGGUUUUUCAUUUUGUUACAGUGGUAUUAAUGAUGAAUACAUUUAUCAUCACUGUGGAGUGCAUUUACGUCAGAACAAUAGCAGUCUCUUUGCAGUCAUCAUGAGAUUUGAGUAGUUGAUCUGUGCCCAGGGAGUACAGGCAAAUAACUUUCUUUGUGAUGUACAGAAGAAACUUCCAAUGGAUAUUUGAAUUACUAAUUUUUAUGCUGCUGUUAUUUCUUUAUCACAUUGCUUCGAUUUGUAAUUUUUUAAAAGAAGUCCUUGAAAUUUUACUUCCAGAUUAAAAUGUGUGUAAUGACACAAUGCAAGAUAUUACAAAUUGUAAUAAUCUAAAACAUUGCCUUUUGCAAGGGGAAUUACUGUACAAGAGAUUUCUAUCUACACUGGCUUUUAUUGCAUCUUCAUCUACAAGAGAUCUUCUGAACCAAACAAGUUUUGUUAAAAGGAAAUGAAAUGAACAGUCCUCAGUACAACAGAAUGAACUUUUAAAAAAAGCAUAAAGGAGAAUACUGGAUCAAACUUGGAUUUGAAGGUCGAGAAUAAAUGGUAAUUUCCAAAUUCAUGUAGUUGAAAUCUUUUGCAAAAACAAUAGGAUCUAUUAGGCAUCCGAUAUUAUUAGACAACUUUUAAGCAAGCAAAAUUUACUUGCAUUCCAAUUAUUUUUUUCUUUCCUACUCUUAAAUUUGUCAAGCCAGGCAGGUUUUAUGUGGAAUGUUCUUCAAAUAUAGUUUUGCAACAGAGAUGUAGCUUCAUGCUUUAUUAACAGAAUAGUGCCAGUUUUCAAUUUGUUAUUUGGAUGAUUGAACAAAAACGGAAAAUGCUGAAAACACUCAGCAGGUUAGGUAACAUCCCUGGAGAGACGAACAUGGUAACCUUUCAAAUAAAGCAGAACAUAGAACAGUACAGUAUAGAACAGCACAGUCCCUUUGACCCACAAUGUUGUGCCAUCAUUUUAACUUGCAUCAAAAUAAAUCUAAUGCUUCCCUCCCACAAAGCCCUCUGUUUUUCUUUAAAUCAUCAUUUUUUUAUUGGAACAGGGAUUCCAGAAGAGAUAAAAAUGGUUUUAAGAUAGGAAAAAGCUAGAGAGGAAAAGACUAACUAGAAAAAAAAUAGAAAGAAGGCUGGAGCAAUACUGUAUAUAAAAAUGUAUAAUGGAUAAAUAACGAUAGGACAAGAUAACAAAAGCAUAGAGCAGAACUGAAAUGUUAAUUCUCUUUUCUUUGCAUUGAUAACUACCUCUCUGGUGAAUGUAACGAGUUUUCUGCUUUUAUUUCAGAUUUCAUACACUUCUUCAUUUUGCUUUUGAGAAUUUGCACUCUAAUUAUAUACAGUACUUUCAAAAGGUUUCUGUUGGAUUGUUCUGACACUGAAAUUCAAAAUGCUUGUGAUUUUAAAAAAGACAGCUAAAAAUUUGCAAAUCUUUUGGUUAACUGUUUAAAUUUUUUAAAACUAUUUGUAUAUUCCUAAAGUUGCAUUCAGUAAUAUCUCAAAACACUUCUCAGCUUCUAAUUAUUACUCCCAGAAAAUUAAAUUUAGUUUUUUAAAUAUUCAAUUUGCAAUUUAUAUUUUAUUUUAAUAUUUAUUGCACAAUUUUAGCCGUAAACUGGAUUGCAUCCUCCUUUAACAUUCCUAUUUCUCUGAACCCAUCUUCAUAAGCAUGGAGUCCAAAUGCCACAGUUAAACUGAGAGAAAAUUAAAUUUACUUGACUCUGCCAUCAAGUUUUAACUUUGCUGAGGUUCUUCCAUCCAACUGUUCUUAACUAAUAGAGUUUUGAUUUUGCACAUCUCAUAAUAUUGCCUUAAAUGAUAUGAUAUUUUAUGGUAGAAAUCUGAAUUUGAGUACUUGUACUUGACUGGAAUCUCAACAGGUAUUGCAGGGGUGACUUAAGAAAUGAACUUGGACCAUAAUUGUCUGCAAGAUCCCAUUGAAAUUCCAUUGCAUUUAGCUUCCAUUUGUACUGCCCUUGGCCUCAUCAGUGUUGUACAGUAUUUCACAAACUUCAGCGGUAAAAAGCAGGUCAGGAAGGAUCACUGCCUGGAAUGUCAACUGUUUAUUCCUUUCCAUGGAUAAUGUUUGACUUGCUGAGUUCCUCCAGCAUUUUGUAUGUUAUUAAGGAUUAAUGAAGACCACUACUGAAGUUGUACAGUGGUGCAGCAGUUCCUGUAUAUGGCUCAAAGGUCGAGAGAACUCUGUAUGAUCCUAAUCUUGGAUGCAGUCUGUACGGAGUUCUCAAAUUCAAGUUUAAUUAUCAUUCAGCUAAAUGAAACAGCGUUCCUCAAGGUACAAAACAGUACCAACAAUCACACACGGCACAUAGCACAUAUACUGUACUGUAGUGCAUAUAGUUAUGAUAGCAGGAAUAUAUACAGUCACAAAAAAAAGCCCAAAUUUCUGAGUGGUAUUGUCUGUAGAUAGAUGGUGCAUGGGAUGUUGUCCUGGACUUGUGCUUCUGCAAUAACAAGCACAUAGCAAUUCCUCAUCAAGCAUUUUUCCCAUUAUCACAUGAGGGUUUCUCCAAGGUUCUUUUGUUUCCAUCCACAUAACAAAGACAUUUGGUUAAUUGGAUCCCAAAAUUGUUAUUAGUGCAGGUGGGUAGCAAGAUAAUUGUGGUGGGAGCAUGAUUUUGAUGCUAGAGGAAAAAUGGGAUUAGAUUAGGUGGAUGGUUGGUGGUUGGCAUGGAUAAGUGAACCAAAAGGUCUGUUACCAUGAUUCUUGACUCUUAUAAGACGAUAAGAUAUCAGAGCAGAAUUAGGCCACUUGGCCCAUUGUGUCUGUUCAUGGCUGAUCCAAUUUUCCUCUCAGCCCUAAUCUCUCUUUUCCCCACAUCCCUUCAUGCCCUGACCAAACAAGAAUCGAUCAACCUCCACCUUAAAAGACUUGGCUUCCACAGCUGCCUGUGGCAAACAGUUCCACGGAUUCAUCACUCUCUGGCUAAAGAAAUUUCUCAUCUCCAUUCUAAAAAGACGCUCCUCUAUUCUGAGUGUCUUGUGGUCUUAGACUCACCUACCAUAGGAAGCAUCCUUUCCACAUCCAUUCUAUUAAAGCCUUUCACCAUUUGAUAGGUUUCAAUGAGGUCACCCCUCAUUCUUCUGAAUUCUAUUGAAUACAGGCCCAGAGCCAUCAGAUGCUCCUCAUAUGACAAGCCAUCUAAUCCUGGAAUAAUUUUCAUGAAACUCCUUUGAACCCUCUCCACUUGCAGCACAUCCUUUCCAAGAUAACAGGCCCAAACCCGCUCACAAUACUCCCAAGUGAGGCCUCACCAGUGCUUUAUAAAGUCUCAACAUUACAUGUUUGCUUUUAUAUUCUAGUCCUUUUGAAAGAAUGCCAACAUUGCAUUUGCCUUUCUCACCACAGACCCAACCUGCAAAUUAACCUUUAGGGAACCCUGCAAGAGAACUCCCAAGUUUCUUUGCACCUCAGUUUUCUGUAUUUUUUUCUCCAAUUAGAAAAUAGUCAACUCUUUCACUUGUUCUACAAAAUUACAUGGCCAUACACUUCCCAACACUGUAUUUCAUCUGCCAUUUCUUUGCCCAUUCUCCUAAUCUGUCUAAAUCCUUAUGUAGCUUUUCUACUUCCUCAAAACUACCCGUCCCUCCACCUAUCUUCAUAUCAUCUGCAAAUGUUGCAACAAAAUCAUCAAUUUCAUCAUCCAAAUCAUUGACAUAUAAUGUAAAAAGAAAUGGUCACAACACAGACCCCCGUGGAACACCAUGAGUCACUGGCAGCCGGUCAAUCUAUAUUUAACUAAACUUUAAUAAUCUUUCAUUCCUAAAAAAAUCAUAAGCUGAACCUAAAAGUGAAAGGAAAAUCAGUUUUAGAGAAUUUGGAAGAGGUGAAAAAAAGCAAAUGGCUGUACCAUAGUCAUGGUAUGCAGAAUUGAUAGUUAUAGUAUAAGUUAGCCAAUGGGAAUAUCAAUUAGCUGUAAAAUCGGCCUAGCUUCAAGUAGUGGAGAGUGAUGACUAUGCAAAGAGACAGUGGAGUGCUUCAAUAGGCUGCCAGUUUCUUGUGUAUAAAAAGUGCAGCUUUUUGCAUAUCAGUAUCAGAAUUUUCGUGUAUGUUUGUGUGAAGCCAUUCUUCAAUAAAUGUAAAAAUAUUUUACUGUAAAAUAAAUCCCAAAUCCUGUGUUCGGAAACUUAGAUUGUGAAAAAUAUGUGGAAGUGUUUAUCCAAUAAAUGUAGAAUUGUUUUAUUGAAAACAAA
Molecule: messenger RNA, 8253 nt
Organism: Hypanus sabinus (Atlantic stingray)
Lineage: Eukaryota; Metazoa; Chordata; Chondrichthyes; Myliobatiformes; Dasyatidae
Gene: dhx38
Product: DEAH (Asp-Glu-Ala-His) box polypeptide 38
Exons: 27
Coding region: 167-3922 (1251 amino acids)
Biological process (GO): mRNA splicing, via spliceosome
Cellular component (GO): spliceosomal complex; intracellular anatomical structure
Molecular function (GO): RNA binding; ATP binding
Source: RefSeq, a predicted model, not a curated record